CAUGUGUCGGGCCGAGCUGAAGGCCGGCUGCAAGAUAUCCCAGCUACACGCCUGCGGCGAAGACUACCUGGUGUACAGUAACACCACGUACCUGCCGGAGCCCGAGGAGGACCAGUUCCGGGCGAAUUGCGAAUUGUACGCCAAGCAGAUAGCCUGCACAAUCGAGUUCUCGGAGAGCUGCCUGGACAAUGUGCCCCGCGCCGUGGCGUUGGUUGCCAUGGAAGCCGCGGGCGACGACUUCGAGGCCGCCUGCACAGAAGGCAACGAACGACACGACAUGUACAAAAACAGCAUCAAGUGCAUGAACUCGGCUGGUGUCGGGCUCAACAAAUGCUUCGGAGUUCUACGUGACGGCUUGGGUGAGAGCAUUGACGCACCAGGGGGAAGGACCAUUCACUACGCUUGCUGCGCAUACCAUAACUCGCUGGAGUGCGUGGAGCGGGCCCUGGACGACUGCGAUCCGAACUCUCCGGCCAAGGAGUACGUGGCCAACGUGAUGGAGCGCAUCUUCGGCCAAGUGCUAAGCCUCGUGUGUGGACCGUACACCCGGGGUUCUGCCGAUUGCCACGCCCUGCCCAAACUGCCGCCUACACCUGGACCGAAGAAGACUAACCUCAUCGAGCUGGCCGUUGAGAUAUCGGACUCAUUCCGAAACAAAAAGAAAAAGAACUAAUAAAGACCGGAAUACAUGCAGCGGUUUACCGGCAUCCGGUUGACGAACUUCGUCCGACUACGAACUCCCACGCAGGAGGCGCUCGGCGCGUCUAUGGCGACAGAUCGAAGCUGAAAAGACCGAAGAAUCAAUACCGAAGCAUCUAAUGAACGAAUGAAAGCUCUUUAUAAAAGGUAUAUAUAGGGUAGUUGUGAAGUCAACACCUAUUUUUCAUUUACAUUCGCCUAGAAACUUGCAUCAGGUCUAAGGGGUGUUUUAUAUUGUUGACUAAUAUGACGUCUACUAGUUACAAUUCCAGAGAAUGUCUUGUAGCACUGUUGACUGAUGUCUGCGCACUUCCACAGCGCCUUUAAUUGACACGAGAAGUUCGUCGUGGAAGUUCGUAUUCUGGCGUUUAGGCGUAGAUUUGUAAUAUUCUGGAUGUUUCAGAAAAUAUGUACAAAAAUCUAUUAAAUGCCGAAGAAGUAGCGGGGUGCACAUUAAAAUGACUGCGGGGUGAAAUUUGAACAGCAAUUAUGAAAAAUACGCGAAAUAACGUUUAAACCAGAAGAGAUAAGCAUUCGAAUCUAAUGCAUGAGCGAAACUUUUUUAUACAAGGUAUCCAUAUUCUCUUUAGGACUGUAAAAAAGGAGACGCUGCUUAAUUUUGCGGAGAGAGGACGUCCGGCUGAUUUCACGCCGGAAACCAAAUUUAAACUUUCGAAGAGCGUUUCAAAGAUUGGUUCCUUCGCAUUGUCGGGCGAGGAUGAUCAAGCGCCUUUAGGUGCGCACACUAAACAACAAAAUUCGCCACUUGAUAAUUAUUCUUUCUCACUGUGAGCCUACAUGUUUUUAACAUAAAGGCGCGUCUGCGCCGGUUUCUGUAAUCACUAAUCCCUAAUGGAGAUAUAUAGUAGCUGCUUUGAGGGCUUCUAAGACGUCAACAAGAAUAAACGUAUUUUUUUUCUAUUUCAGUCGUGAAAUAAUUGCGUAAUACAAAAAAAUUCAAGUGAGAUUAAUAUGGGGCCAACUUGCCCCUUAAAAGCACGCAGAUAUAAUCAUCUAUAAACCGAAGAAAAGAUUUCGGCCGAUGGAGAACGUAGCAACUUUAUUUCUGCGUGCUUAAUGCUGAAUAUCAGUGAAAUUAAAAGACACUGAUCGCCAAGUUGCGAUUUGCUGUACCGUUCACCCACCUCAUAACUGACACUGAUAUAGCGAAAUAUUGGUUGUAACGAGCUAAGUAUAAAAAUUAGUUGGCGACGCUUUAUUUGAAUGGCAUUUAUUUUUUUAUAAAGAAAUUCAAAACGAACAAAUAUUGGGUUCGCGCGAGGCUGAAAGCUAGCAACGUCGCAUAAAAGUAAAAAUAAAUAUUGAAAGACAAUUAAUCAUCACAUUUUCACAUCCAUCUUCAAAUGUGAGCGC
Rhipicephalus sanguineus (brown dog tick) is the source of this 2073-nucleotide messenger RNA. RefSeq lists its product as uncharacterized. The record is from RefSeq and is a predicted model, not a curated record. The transcript is spliced from 4 exons. Lineage: Eukaryota; Metazoa; Arthropoda; Arachnida; Ixodida; Ixodidae. The coding region runs from base 2 to 673 and encodes 223 amino acids.